AUGAGUGAGGCGUCUCAGGAUAAGCCUGAUGGUGAAGCUUCCUGGUCAGACAGUCGGGGUUGGAACAAAGCUUCCGGCAUCAUCGUGCCGUACUUGAUCGAAAGGGUGCCUGAGUUCCAUAGCCUGACCGAUCUGCGGCAAAGAGGGUGGAACAAUCCCGAAGGCGACAAGUUUUUUCAACUUCAACGCCAGAGAGCAGAUCAGUCCAGCGAGAAAACAGCCAGGUACUUUUACCAGUUGAUGUUAAGGAUCGGUCGGGAGAUUCAAGCUGCUACUGGGGCUUUCAGCAUUGUCAACCCCGCUUCUCAACAGCCAGAGAUUCUUGACAUGUGCAUGGCACCCGGAGGCUUUCUGCAGACAGCACUGAGCUUCAACCCGGGGUCCAAGGCUCUAGGCUUCAGCCUUCCAAUAUCGCAUGGCGGGCACAAGAUUCUGCUUCCCCGUCGUGCUGAUGUUGACUUGAGAUUCCUCGAUGUCACAAUGCUCGCUGCCGAUAUGGGUUCCCCAAACAUACCCGUCGACCACAUCGACGCCGAGAAGUUCCUUCCUCGACAGAUCGAUACGAGUCGUGUAUUCGACCUCGUUCUCUGCGAUGGCCAAGUCCUCCGAACACACGAUCGUGCUCCAUAUCGAGAGAAGAGAGAGGCUCGCAGGCUAACCACCGUGCAGCUUGCGCUGGGCCUUGAACAUCUGAGAUCGGGUGGGACCAUGAUCGUACUCCUCCACAAACUCGAAGCUUGGGAUACACUGUGCCUUGUUCGGCUGUUCACAAGGUUCGCCUCGAUCAAGUUGUUCAAGCCUAUACCUGGCCACGCCAAACGUUCGUCCUUCUACAUGGUCGCCAGCUGUGUGCAAAGCCAACAGCCUGAGGCUCUUGCAGCAAUUUCGAAAUGGAAGAAUAUUUGGAACGCUGCUACUUUUGCCCCUGACGAGAAGUAUUGGGAAGAAAUCCGCAAGGGAGAGGAGCCUGUCUCGGACGUGCUCGAAGAAUUCGGGCCAGAGCUCAUCAAGCUGGGAAGAAAGGUUUGGGAUGUGCAGGCUAAGGCACUUGCCCAGGCCCCAUUUAUCAAGCAGGAGGGAAACCAGUGA
Messenger RNA from Verticillium dahliae VdLs.17, 1089 nucleotides. RefSeq lists its product as uncharacterized. Gene Ontology annotation, biological process: methylation. The coding region runs from base 1 to 1089 and encodes 362 amino acids. The transcript is spliced from 2 exons. Gene Ontology annotation, molecular function: methyltransferase activity. The record is from RefSeq and is a predicted model, not a curated record. NCBI's taxonomy places the organism in Eukaryota, Fungi, Ascomycota, Sordariomycetes, Glomerellales, Plectosphaerellaceae.